Molecule: messenger RNA, 3076 nt
Organism: Zea mays
Lineage: Eukaryota; Viridiplantae; Streptophyta; Magnoliopsida; Poales; Poaceae
Exons: 4
Coding region: 264-2456 (730 amino acids)
Molecular function (GO): zinc ion binding
Source: RefSeq, a predicted model, not a curated record
GAAUUGGAACGCGUUGAUUUUUAUUUUUUUUUCUGGGUUCGUGUGGCGCCGUGGCGGUGUGGGUUUACUCUUCCCCGCAAACCUCCGACACGACGGCCGCCCAAUGCUGUGAGCCGCGCCGGCGCGUCCAUGCCCACCUCCGCCGCCGCGCAGUCCACCUCCCAUCCCGGCGUGGCAACGCCUUAAUUUGGUAGGGUUGAGCAAAUCCUGGACGGCGACAGCUCGAUUCGCGACAUCCUCGGCGUCUUCGCUCUCUAGGCGCCAUGGCAGCACCUCCCGAGCUGCAACGGCCGCCCGACCGUCCGCCGGCGCUGCCUUCUCCUUCACCCGAAUCACCGCCAGUGCAGCCCCAAUCUUCCCCGCCGCCUGAAUCUUUCCCGUCGCGCGUGGUUGUGGCUACGCCGGCGCCGCCCUCGGUUAUUGCUGCUUCGGAGCCGACAUUGUUUUUUUGCUCGUCGGCGUCGUCCUCGGUUGAAGCUCCGCCGCCCCCGCCUGUGCUUCUUGGCCCGCCAGCGACACCUUUGCCCCCGCCAGUGCUGCAAGGUAUGCCGGAGCUGCCUUCAUCCAUGCCGCAACCUCUGCAUGUUUUGGCUCCGUCACCACCACAUUAUACGACCACCGUUGGAGUCCCCGUCGUUGACCAUGAAGAGGCUAACUCAGUAGCUAUAGGAUCAACUGACAUACCACAAAUUGACUGGGCUUCAAUAGAAUCUGAGUCUAGAUGGGAGGAAGAAGGACACCAAGAAGUGGUAAAAGAAGAUGGGAUGUAUGAUACUUUAGGAUUGCAAAAGGAAGUUGAUUGUGUUCAAAAUGAUUGUGAAGAUGCACAGGCCACAAUGCCAUGUCUUGAUAAUGAUGAUGAUGUGGUCAUGUUUGAUAUAAAUAACCCUGUUAUGAGGCUUGGCAGCACUUACAGUAGCAUGAAGGAAUUUAGGCUUUCAAUGAUACAAUAUGCAAUUAAGCAAGAAUUUGAGCUGGGCAUUGAAGCUACUAGUACACGAAGAUAUAGAGGCUAUUGUAAAGGAGGUGAUUGCCCUUGGAGUAUACAUGCCAGAAAAAAAGUAGAAGAAUCACCCACCAUCAUUGUUACAGCUAUGACAGAUGUGCAUACUUGUACAUCUAGUGGAAGGAGGAAGACCAAGACCCCUACAAGUGGUUGGGUUGCCGCUCAAGCUCUUCCACUCCUCAAGAAGAAGCCUACAAUGGGAGCCAAGGAAUUGCAGACUGCUUUGCAGGACACUUACAAUGUGCAAAUUGCUUAUUUGACACUUUGGAGAGGUCGGGAGAAGGCUUUGGCAGAGUUGUUUGGAAGUUGGGAGGAGAGCUUCCAACUCCUAUUCUCUUGGAAGCAAGCUGUAUUGGAGAAAAUGCCAGAUAGCGUGGUUGAGAUUGAUGUUCGUGAAGAGGAUGGUAAGGUAUAUUUCCAUCGGUUCUUUUGUGCUUUCGGGCCAUGCAUCAAGGGAUUCCUUGAGGGGUGCAGACCAUACUUGAGCUUGGACUCCAUUGCACUUAAUGGUCGAUGGAACGGCCAUCUUCCUUCAGCUACAGGUGUCGACGGGCACAAUUGGAUGUAUCCAGUGGCAUUUGGGUUUUUUGAGUUUGAAAAUCUGGACAGUUGGACUUGGUUCAUGACACAUCUACAUAAAGCAUUGGGGGAUAUGCCUCUUCUUGCAGUUUGCUCAGAUGCUUGCAAGGGACUGACUAAAGCAGUGGCCACUAUUUUCCCAAAUGCGGAGAAGAGGGAGUGCUUCAGGCACUUGAUGCAAAAUUACAUCAAAAGGUAUGCUGGGCAAGAACACAUGUAUCCUGCAGCUAGAGCAUACCGGAAGGAAGUGUUUGAUCAACACUUUGCUAAUGUAAUAGGCAUUUCAGACUUAAUGGCAUGGAUGAAGAAGGAGCAUUCACUUCUAUGGUAUCGCAGUGGAUUCAACCCGGCCAUUAAGUGUGAUUACAUCACCAACAACAUUGCUGAGGUCUUCAACAAUUGGGUGAAAGACUAUUUGGACCUCCCAAUUUGUGAGUUAGCCGAUAAGAUUAGAACCUUGAUUAUGGAUCUAUUUUUUAGGAGGAGGAGGAUAGGAGAAAGGCUUAAUGGCAAGAUACUACCAGCUGUCCUAAAUGUGUUGCGGGCAAGAACUAGAGGAUUAGGGCAUUUGUCACUAGUAAACAGUGACCACUACUGUGCUGAGGUUCGUGACAACAACAAUUGUCAUUCUAGGCACAUUGUUGACGCCAAAGUGCAUUAUUGCUCAUGCGAGGAGUGGCAACACACCGGAAAGCCAUGCCAACAUGCUCUAUGCGUCAUAAUAGCAGAACAAUAUAGGGUUGUGGAGUUGGAGUAUUUUGUAGAUGAGUACUAUUCAGUUGAAAAGUUCAAGAAAGCUUAUGAUGGGAGAAUAGGGGCAUGUUUGGUUCCCAGCCUAACUUACCACACUUUGCCUAACUUUUCUGCCUAAGGUUAGUUCUUCAAUUUAAACGACUAACCUUAGGCAAAGUGUGGCGUAGUUAGCCACGAACCAAACAGGCCCUAGAAUUACUUGGUGAUAAGUCUUUUUGGCCAAAGGUUGCAUUAGGCAAUGAGGUGAGUGCACCUCUUGGUAGAAGAACUGCAGGUAGGCAAAGAAAAAAUAGGAUCAAGGGAUGCCUAGAAGGUGGAAUAGGGAAGAAGCGAAGCAGAAAUGUUGACAAUCAUAGGAACAAAGAAGAGGUCAAGAAAGCAGUGAAAGAACAUUCAAAGAUGGUUCCCGUCUGAAGAAGGACCAAGCACACCACUUGGCGAUGUUGAAGCAUCCUCCUCGGUCCUCACAAGCACCACAAAGGGUGGGGGUUAAAAAGAUUACAUCCAAGAAGAGAGCUCAACCUCCUAAUGAUGACAUAUUGGGUGGAACCAUGUAAUUGCUGUUUGAGGCGAUGUAUGGGGUUUAGGACGGAGUACUAUGUAUGAAACCCCUAUUAUGAUACUGUGGUUGAUGCCAUGUAUGAACCAUGUUAUAUUUCUAGCUAUGUGUGUUGGUAGCUUACUGGGUGUGUGAAACCCCUAUUAUGAUGCAUGAACCAUAUUCAGUUUACUUGGUGA